AACAAUCUGAUGACUAUUUGCGUAGAUUGCAGGGCUGCGUUACACUAAACAUAUGGCACUUUUUAUGGUGAGAACAAUCCUCACCCUCGUUUCCCUUUUGUGUGGUGCCCGGGAGGUGGUAGGGUGUGGAGAAGGGUAUAUAGAUCCCACAAUCUCAGAAAACAUCCAGUACGCAGAAGCUGUGGUCUAUGGGGAGGUGUUGGCCCGUUAUCCUGCGACUGACACGGGGCUGUCAUAUACGGUGACUUUGGAAACACACUGUAUUUUCAAAGGACCCCGAGUAAAUGGACUCAUCAACAUCACGAAGACUGGUCAUAUCCCUGGCUGGUGCUACGAGACUAAUUUUCAGGAGAACAGCUGGUAUUUCGUGUUCCUGCAAGAGGAAGGCUCUCAGUGGGUCCCGUCGGAGGUCCCUGUAAUCUCCAAUGACGUGCGAAAGGUCCAGGAAGUCCUUGGCUCAUGUGGUCUUUCUGCAGAAAACCUUCAUCCAGUGGGGGACAAAACCGAUAGCAAAUACAAAUGCCCACAAGUGGAUGAAAAAACGUGUCUUGUUGAGUCUACGACCCAAGCAAACAAAUCCAGUGCCGGAGUGACGCCUCGACCUUCAACGAAAGCUGGGUCUUAUCAGAAACAAUCUCAGCUGCCUGAAGGCAAUGCCGGUGUUUCCGUUCCAAUAUUUGUGGUGUCUCUUUUCUUGGUGGCUCUUUUCACAAUGCUGUGCGUUCUCACGGUGCUAUUUCUGCUUCGGCACAGGUUUGUUAAAUACUACACAGAUCACUUCAAGUUGCAGAAACUGAAUGAAGACCCAAUGCCGUCUGCACUUUCUGGGACGUUUCAGGCAAACUGACUGUUAAAAUGUUUCACGGCGGAGAGUAAGAAGUUAAAGAUAAGGUUUUAAUAUUAGAGAUAACUAUUUGAAUGACUAUUUUGUAUGUAUUUUCACUCUAAGAACAAAUCGGUUAUUGACCCCACCGAUAAAAUCGGUUGACUUGAAAUCAGUUACAAACAAAGGUUUACUCGGUUAGUUGUCAACCAGUCAAUUGGUCAACAUGAUGACCUUGUGGAUCUGUUACUGAAUAACUGACCUGAGAACAUUUGAAAGGAAUAUUGAAAGACUGUAAAGUAAACUUGUU
Lingula anatina is the source of this 1133-nucleotide messenger RNA. RefSeq lists its product as uncharacterized. The record is from RefSeq and is a predicted model, not a curated record. NCBI's taxonomy places the organism in Eukaryota, Metazoa, Brachiopoda, Lingulata, Lingulida, Lingulidae.